Messenger RNA from Akanthomyces muscarius, 1746 nucleotides. RefSeq lists its product as uncharacterized. NCBI's taxonomy places the organism in Eukaryota, Fungi, Ascomycota, Sordariomycetes, Hypocreales, Cordycipitaceae. The record is from RefSeq and is a predicted model, not a curated record. The transcript has 2 exons. Bases 1 to 1746 code for a protein of 581 amino acids.
AUGUUGCGUCCGGCUGUUUCCAGUGCGGACUCAUCGCCGGCCUCAUUCCACACCGCAGCAGAGUCAGAGUCGUCGCGACGGUCGACGGCGGCCACCAGCCCUCUCCACAGCCAACACGCACCGUUCCGCGACGUGCGACCCUUGCCGCGCGACCUCAAGGCACACUGCCAAAUAUUUCUCGAAGAGCAGCUCUAUCCCGGUGCCAUCAACCUCUACAGCAGCCUGCUCGGCGCAGGAUCUUCGCGACGACGCCCGACGUCACAACCCGUAUACGUCCCGCCACCGAGCCACAUUGCGGUACUCAACACACUGCUUGUGCACCCCGUCUAUACCAACCGCGCCGAGAAGCAGUCGCAGGAAAUCGCGACGCUGGCGCUCGGCUACCUGCGCAGCCUCCUCGAGGUGGCGGGCCCCGUCAACGCCAACUUCCGCGCCGCCUUUCAGUUCUACUCAACGCCGCGGUGGCACCGCCGGUCGGGCUACAGUAGCGAUGUCGACCUGUCUGACGGCGCCUCCUCCAACGGCGACGAGCGCGAGCGCGAUCGGGUCACCGGCAGCCUCGCCAACGAAAACAGCGUGUGGUCUCGCGGGCAGGACUUUUGGUCCACGCUCGGCUGGGCCUUUAACUGCAGCACGCUGUACCCGCAGCGCUGGCGCUACUGGAAGGCCUGGCUCGAGUUCAUGCUUGACGUACUGCAGUCCGACUGGGCAGAGCGCGAGCGUCUCGACCUGGAGGCGCACGAGGCCAACCACGACGGCGGCGGCGGCGAGAGGGGCCCUGCGCCGACGACGAUGCGGCAGGAGUCCAUCCUCGUCAUGUACAUGGAGCAGAAGAACGGCCCGCAGGGUGGCUUCAAGGCCAUCAUGAAGGCGCUCUUCGCCGACGGCGGCAGCCUUUCCACGUCGUCAUUUCACCAGGUCUUUGACAAGGAGCCCCGCGGCCGCCACGACACCGAGACGAAGAAGCGCAAGCGCUCUGACCGCGUCGACAUUGACAACGACAAGUUCGGCGACUACCUCGACGACGACCCCCUGUCCUCCGGCGCGUCCGAGCCGCCCACGCCCGAGAAGCCGCGCGACGUGCGCCGCUCCUCGGCCUCCUUCGGCGCCACGUUCCCGGGGCUCACCGAGACGAUGCCGCUGCGGCUGCGGCUCUUCACGCUGCUCUCGGCCGCGACAUUUACGCUGCGCAAGCAGUCCGACGUCGACCGCCUGUACGACGCCUACGCAUCGUCGCUCAAGGUGGUGCCGCUGGACCUCUUCGCGCUCGCCGUCGCGCAGCGCCGCAACCCCAUGGCCGCGGACCUGCACGUCACGCUGCUCAAGGUGCUCUUCGGGCUGCUGCUGCCGUCGAGCGCGCGCGACCCGCGCCGCGUCGACCCCGAGGGCGAGGCCGAGGCGCGCCUCAGCACCGCCAUGCUCGAGCACUGCUACGUCGCCCACCCGGCCAACACCAUCGGCCUCGAGGACAACGCCCGCCUGUCGCUCGUCGUCGAGGCCGCCGUCCAGCUGCUGUGGACGUGCAACGCGCUCGAGUACGACGCGGGGCUCGACCGGGCGGUGCGCGCGGGUAUCGAGGCCCGGAGUGCCAAGGUCAGGCGCAAGCGGACGGGAAAGGCCAAACUGGACUCGGGCGACGCGCUCGCGGGGGAGAUGCUCGACGCGUCGGCUGACCGGCUCAAGGUCCUGCUGCAGGUGAUCAAGACGACGGCGGGUGAUGGGGAUGUAUGUUUUGCACAGGAGUGA